Huiozyma naganishii CBS 8797 is the source of this 1140-nucleotide messenger RNA. Its product is annotated as zinc-binding alcohol dehydrogenase family protein. The transcript has a single exon. Lineage: Eukaryota; Fungi; Ascomycota; Saccharomycetes; Saccharomycetales; Saccharomycetaceae. Bases 1 to 1140 code for a protein of 379 amino acids. The record is from RefSeq and is a predicted model, not a curated record. Gene Ontology annotation, molecular function: oxidoreductase activity, acting on NAD(P)H.
AUGUUUGAAACAGGGAUUCCAAAGACGAUGAGGGCGGUGGUCAUCGAGGGGGAUAAAGCCGUCGUGAAAGACGGAGUGCCCGUCCCCUUGCUAGAUGACGGGUUCAUGCUGAUUAAAGUGUGUGCUGUUGCUGUGAAUCCGAUGGAUUGGAAGCAUGUAGAGUUCAAGAUGGGCAGUGAGGGUGCUAUCCUCGGGUGCGACGUCGCUGGACAGGUGCUCAGUAUUGGGUCCAGUGUCUCGGCUACGGAUUUCAGAGUAGGGGAUUACGUCUGCUCGUUCAUCCAUGGUGGGUCCACGAAGAGACAUAUGAAUGGUGCGUUUGCAGAGUACGCUGCCGUGGAUGCAUCGCUCACUUACUGUCUCCCCCAGGGGAUCAAAGCUGCUCCGAAUUCCGAGGACAGUUUACCAGAGGGGCCCGUGGAUACAGUGGAGGGUGCGGCGAGUCUCCCUGUUGGGUUGACUACUUCUGGUGGUGUGUUGGUGCACGAGUUGCGGCUUGCGUUGGAUUGGGAACCAGAGAAACCGCAGAAGGAUACUCCUUUGCUUGUGUGGGGGGGCGCCACUAGUGUUGGCCAGGUGCUGAUACAAGUAGCGAAGAAGCUGCACGGGUUCACCAAGAUCAUCGCCGUUGCGUCCAAGAAACACGAAAAACAACUAAGGGAGUACGGUGCGGAUGAAGUCUACGAUUACCACGAUAAAGAUGUCGUGCAGCAGAUACAGGAAAGGCACAACGAUAUACAGGUGCUUGUGGACGUCGUGUCCAGCGAACAGACCAUCCAGCAAGUGUACAGGUGCGCGUCGAGAGACAAACCAGCCACCGUCGUGCAGUUGGAGUUCCUCAACAUCGAACAGAUCCACCCAGAGGACAGGAGGGACGACGUCAAGAUCAUCGGGACACUGAUAUACUUGUCCGCUGGCUGGGAUGUCCCCAUUGGGCCAUACCACUUCCCGCCAAACCCACAGUACAGGAAGGAAAUGAUCUCGUUCGUCAAAUUCAUAGACGAAAAGGUCAAGAGCGGAGAGAUCCACCAUAUCCCUGUCAAGAUCAACCGCAACGGACUGGAGGACAUACCCGCCCUCAUGGAACAGAUCAAACAGGGCAAAAAUAGCGGAGAGAAAUUCGUCACCGUCUUGGAAUGA